GACGCCUCUCUCUCUCACUCUGCCCUGAUCGCACUGCUGUAAGCACGUCUGUGAGAAAAGCAUAGUCUGUUCGAGUCGGGCUGCCUGGCUACAUCGCAUCGUUAAAACCUUGGUUAGAGGACAGGAGAAGAUAUAGCGGCUACUAAAUAUGGUCGGGAUGAGAGCUCUGGUUUGCCUUCUGGUGCCAGCCCUCGUACUGGUCGGCUCAUCGAUGCAGGUGGAAGUGAAAGGUGCGAAAGAGGGAGAAAAAACUGGGAAUUUCAUGGAAGAUAAGCAAUGGCUAUCAACCAUUUCUCAGUACAGCCGGAAGAUCAAACACUGGAAUCGCUUCAGAGACGAAGUUGAGGAUGAUUACAUCAGGACUGUGGAGGAAACCCCAGGCUCUGAUGAAACUGUGGACACCACCAAGGAUCCGUGCCAGAAGGUGAAGUGUAGCCGCCACAAGAUCUGUGUUGCCCAGGGUUACCAGAGAGCCAUGUGUGUCAAUGUCAACCGGAAGAAGCUGGAGCACAGAAGCAGACAGCCUGUAGAGCUGAAGCCUCCGGAGAACACCUGUAAGCCUUGCCCUGUGGCUGCUGCCUCCUCUGUGUGUGGUACAGACAGCCACAACUAUGCCUCUCAGUGUAAGUUGGAGCAGCAGGGCUGUCUAACAGGGAAGGAGCUGAGUGUUAAAUGCCAGGGCAUGUGUCCCUGUGUCACCGCUGCCGCCCCCAUCACAGAGACCGAGGACAAACACGCGGAGAGCUGUACUGGACAGGACCUGGCAGACCUUGGAGACCGCCUCAGAGACUGGUUCCAACUGCUCCAUGGAAACGCCAAGCAGAACAACUCAGGCAAGCCUGGACCUGGUACCACCUCUGUCCUGGACAGGAGCCUGGUGGCCAGCUGUAAAGAUUCCAUAGGCUGGAUGUUCUCUAAGCUGGACACUAAUAACGAUCUGUAUCUGGACCAGGGGGAGCUGGCAGCUAUCAACCUGGACAAGUAUGAGGUGUGCAUCCGGCCCUUCUUCAACUCCUGUGACAGCUACAAGGAUGGGAAGGUAUCCACCGCAGAAUGGUGCCUCUGCUUCUGGAGGGAAAAGCCCGCUUGUCUGGCUGAACUAGAGAGGAUCCAGGUUCAAGAAGUGGCCAAGAAGAAGCCUGGCAUGUAUAUCCCCAGCUGCGAUGAGGACGGCUACUACAGACAGCUGCAGUGUGACCAUAGCAGGGGAGAGUGUUGGUGUGUCGACCAGCACGGAGGAGAAAUGAUGGGCUCCAGAAUCCAUGGCAACCCUGACUGUGAUGAGCUGGUGGGAUAUUCUGGAGGUUUUGGGAGUGGCGUGGGAUGGGAGGAUGAGGAGGAGAAGGAGGCGGAGGAGAACGGAGAAGAGGCGGAGGAGGAGGAAGAGGGGGAGGCAGACGACGGAGGAUACAUCUGGUAGAACUGAACACAAACGGAGAGCCUGGUCGCGACGAAUCCACUGGCCUACAACUGCAGGGAUGAUGGCUGAGGCGGCAUCCCAAAUGGCACCCUAUUCCCUAUAUAGUGCACUACUUUAGACCAGGGCUCAUAGGGACGCCCAUAGGACCCCCUGGUCAAAAGGUAGUGCACUAUAUAGGGAAUAGGGUGCCAUUUGGGACGCAAGCAUCUUUCUCUCCGAACAGAAAAAGAUUUGGGGAUUUCGGGGCGGGUUAUGGAAUUCUGUCUGUAUUGUCCCCUGUGGAUAUGGGGAGUGGGAGGUGAGGGGUGAGGGGUGAGGGGCCCACGGUACAGUGGUGAGAUUGCUAGUUUUUGUCUUAAAUAUGUGAAUUAUUGCUUCAUUCUUUUCUGUUUUGUGAGCAAGAGAGCGUCCUGUUUCGCGGUUUCUGAAGAACAGCAUCUAGCGACAUCAUAGAGUACUAUCGUCGGGUAAUCUAUCUGUCCAUCAACUGUUACUGUCAGAAACGCAUCUAAAUUAUACAUUUAUUUUCCACUGUGAACAAUUGCUUGGAUAUUGAAAUCACAGUUCUGCUAAAAUGGAACAGAUUGAGUGGAAAAUGGUUCAGUACGUGGUUAUGUUGCCAAAAUCAGAGUUGCUGCGUAUAUAAAUCCUGUAGCAAUGAUCUAUGAAGCGAAACAACAAGACUAGCGGGAAGAAAUGGCACCUUAUUCCCUUGAUAGUGCACUACUUUUGAUGAGGGCCCAUAAAGCUUUGGUCUAAAGUCGUGCACUAUGCAGGGAUUAGGGUGCCAUUUGGGAUGAAUCCUCUCUUUAGGGGGUGAUUCCACCACUGAGAGAAAUUGUUAUUUUCUCUUAAUCGUUUCUUACGAAGCAUAUUUCUCAUUUAGAUUUUGACAAAAUGUCGUCAAAAGUAAUGUUACUCAUUGGAUAAUUAGUCAAAAUAGUCAAUGUGUUUCCUGAAUUAUGUAGAUAAAUACAGUACUUAGAAACAGGGUUGUUAUUAAGGAAGGUUUUGUGCUACUAUAUUACUAAAGGUAUACUGAUGUACACGGCUCUCGGCUCUCUAUAAACCUUUAAAAUAUUAUGUCGAUUAACAUAGACACAAUGACUACUAAUAUCUCUCAUGAAACUGCUAAGGGACCUUUGUUACCUAUUGUAUUAUUUAAACUCAGAACUUGUAGAAUGUAUAUUACUUGUCCCAACAACCAACACCACCAAGGUUACGUCCCAAAUGGCACCCUUAUUCCCUAUAUAAUGCACUACUUUAGACCAGGGCCCAUAUGACUCUGGUCAAAAGUAGUGCACUAUAUAGAGAAUAGUCUGCCAUAUAGGGAAUAGUCUACCAUUUGGGACGCCGACACUACCUUACCUAUGGAACUUUGUAAAUCACUUCAAAGAAUGUGUCAGUCAAUGUUCUAUUCUCAGUCUGCUACUUACAUCUUUAUUUUGGUGUUUAUAAAACGAUGUGUAUGCUACUUGAAGUUCUGCGUGUAUACUUGAAUUUUCACUGUUAGAUUGUUUUCCAUGAGUAUAUUGUUACCAUGUGUUUUCAUCAUUACCCCCAUCACUUUAGUUGUUUUUAGUAUUUGCACGUUAUAGUGAACAUGAAUGUACCUCUAGGCUGAGCACUUUACUAUUAAAGGCAUUGGGCCCAAAACCUCUA
This is a messenger RNA of Coregonus clupeaformis (lake whitefish), 3082 nucleotides long. RefSeq names its product testican-2. The transcript has 12 exons. Lineage: Eukaryota; Metazoa; Chordata; Actinopteri; Salmoniformes; Salmonidae. The record is from RefSeq and is a predicted model, not a curated record. Bases 149 to 1420 code for a protein of 423 amino acids. Gene Ontology annotation, molecular function: calcium ion binding; protein binding.